This is a messenger RNA of Eubalaena glacialis (North Atlantic right whale), 2023 nucleotides long. It is a transcript of the gene PROCR, whose product is annotated as protein C receptor. Gene Ontology annotation, molecular function: signaling receptor activity. Bases 171 to 899 code for a protein of 242 amino acids. The record is from RefSeq and is a predicted model, not a curated record. Gene Ontology annotation, biological process: negative regulation of coagulation. The transcript is spliced from 5 exons. Lineage: Eukaryota; Metazoa; Chordata; Mammalia; Artiodactyla; Balaenidae.
GGGAAAAGGCAGGUCUCUGCAGGCAGGAGAGUGUGAUUCAGGGCAGGGCAGAGGGAGGGAAAGAGAGAGGCCCGCCCCCUAGUAGGAAAUGAGACCGGGCUGCAGUCAGCCGGAGGCCCCAGCGUGCCAGAGCCAAGAGCCCAGGUGGGGUCGAGAACCUCAGCUACAGGAUGUUGACAACACUGCUGCCCCUGCUGCCACUACUGCUUCUGCCCCGCUGGGCCCUCUGUAGCCAGGAAGCCUCAGAUGGCCCGCGGUACCUCCACAUGAUCCAGGUCUCCUACUUCCGCAACCCCUCUCAAGUGUGGCACCGGGGCAACGCGACGCUGGGGGGAGUCCUGACGCACGUUCUGGAAGGCCCGGGCAACAACGUCUCGAUCCAACAGCUGCAGCCCUUGCAGGAGCCCGAGAGCUGGGCUCUCACAAAGAACAGCCUGAAUCGCUACCUGCAGGCGUUCCUGGGCCUGGUUCAGGUGGUGCACUACGAGCGGGGCGUGGCCUUUCCUCUGACCAUUCGCUGCUUCCUGGGAUGUGAGCUGCCUCCUGAGGGCUUGAAAGCCCGUGUCUUCUUCGAAGUGGCUGUGAAUGGGAGCUCCUUUAUGAAUUUCCAACCGAAGGCAGCCUCAUGGACAGCAGGGCCUCAGGCACCUUCCAGUGUGGUCACCUACGCCCUGGAGCAGCUCAACAAGUACAAUCGUACUCGGUACGAACUGCGGGAAUUUCUGCAGGUCACCUGUGUGCAGUACGUGCAGAAACACAUCACCGGGAACAACUCGAAAGGAAGCCAAAUAGGCCGCUCCUACACUUCGCUGGUCCUGGGCAUCCUGGUGGGUUGUUUCAUCAUCACUGGAGUGGCUGUAGGCAUCUUCUUGUACACAGGUGGACGGCGGCGGUGUUAAUUACUCUCCAGCCCUCUCUGGAAAAGAGCUAGACUGAUGGGGGCUGGCAAAGGAAGAUCUCAGCUCACUGCAAAACUGUACAGAUUCUCCAUCUGGGACAUUAUACUCCAGAAGAUUUAGAGUGGCAGCUCAUUUCUUCUCCAAGAUCUGCCCACCAAGAGUUUGAGGGAGGGGAGGGGAGGAGCCUAGGUAGACAGGGUAGUUGGUUUGCUAAGAACCUAAGAACUGGCACCUUUGCUGAAUUGGUCUGAGAAGUGAAUGCUUAUCUAUAUUUGUGGAAAACAGAUGAUGGAGUUGGGGCAACAGAGGUGGUCUGUGGCCCACCCAUCUUGCAAAGACAGAAUCACCUGAGGCGUUCAAAACACAUAACCAAAUAAAACAAGUCAUCCACAACCCAAACAACCAACAUUCAGUGCUUCCGGGUAUGUUAGACUUGGGAAGGGACACUGGUAUUAUACAAUAGAGGUAGAAAUAACCAGAGAAAUGAUGGAAGUGUGCAAUCGAAGUAAUAUGGGAGCAAGGAAUUAUUAAUUAAUCAAUUAAUAAUAACAUUAAUAAAAUUCCUUACUUAUGUAUACACCAUUAUUAUUUCCUCUACUUUGCAAAACUUUGGGGAAAGUAGCCUAUACCCUUUGCUUCUACUUCCUCCCCUCCCACUCUCUCUUCAACCCACUGCAAUCUGACUUCUCUGUAAACUGCUCUAAGAUCAUCAAUGACCUAUAAUUGUGAAACCUUCAUCUUCCAUGAUAUCUGCAACAUUUCACUUUAUGGACUAGGACUCUCUUUUUACCCCAACUUCUGAGAUAGCAUACUUCUCAUCUCUAAAAACUGUUCUGGCUGCUCAGUCAAUCCCUUUGCCUAUGUCAUCUUCCCCACUUCGCCUUUGAAAUAUUGACUUCCUUAGAAUUCCUUUUUUUGGCUCCUUUUGUUCCCCUUUAAACUGUACCCUUUCUGGUGACCUACUAACUUUCAUGACUUCAAAUACUGUCUCUAUGUGGUGGUUUCCAUGGGGAAACAAUGUCAUGGUGUCUAUGAGAGCAUGUGUUUUGUCAUAAGACAGGCUCGAGUUUUACCUCUAUGAGCCAGGCAUUUAACUUCUUCAAGUCUUAGUUUCUUCAUAAACA